Molecule: messenger RNA, 300 nt
Organism: Ananas comosus (pineapple)
Lineage: Eukaryota; Viridiplantae; Streptophyta; Magnoliopsida; Poales; Bromeliaceae
Product: abscisic stress-ripening protein 3-like
Exons: 2
Coding region: 1-300 (99 amino acids)
Source: RefSeq, a predicted model, not a curated record
AUGGCUGAGGAAAAGAAAUCACCACUUCCCCUUUCCACACAAGGAGAGAACCCAACAGGGGGAGGUGUACUUAACGAAGAAGGAGGAAGGAGCACAAGCACAAUGAGUCACCGCGACGAGCUUGCGCCGUCGCCGCCUGCCUUCGCCAUGUACGAAAGGCACGAGGAGAAGAAAGAUCCGGAGCAGGCCCACAAGCAUAAGAUCGAGCAGGAGGUCGCCGAAGCGGUCGCCGUCGGCGGCGCCGGUUUCGCUUUCCACGAGCACCAUGAGAAGAAAGAAGCACACAAACAUGAGCAUUAG